UCUUACUCUACACUAGUUUGUGCAAGUUCAAGAGAAGCCAUCAUGGCCGGAUUUUCCGGCAUUGCAACCGAAAAACUUACUGAAGAAAACUAUGAGAAUUGGAAGGAAUGUUUGAAGAGCUAUUUUAUAGCUAAUGAUCUUUGGGAUGUUGUAAAUGGAGAGUAUAAAAAACCAAAGGAAUCUGAAGCCAACUAUAAGGAUUGGGUUAGAAAAAAUGCAAUGGCGUUACAUGCAAUCCAAAUUUCAUGUAAAGGAGAUACGAUGUCAAAGCUCAGGGGAAAUGAAUCCGCCGAGUAUGAGUGGAAUCUUUUGGCUAAAAAAGAUAGAAUAAAACCACCAAAUGGAAAAUUUGAGAUCCAAGAAGAAGAAAAAUUAAGUCUCUCAGAGUAUCGUGACUUAUCCAAGGCUGUGGAAAGAGGUGAUUGGCAAGCUACAAGAACUUUCCUUGAGAAAAAAACUAAUGCUUUAAGGGAAAAGAUUACACUGAACGGUGACACUGUUUUUCAUGUUGCGGUUAUGGCUGAACAAACUGAGAUUCUGAAGAAUUUGUUGGAAAAUGCGAGAAAAGAAGACUUGGAAGACACAAAUGAGAUGGGAUACACAGCUUUCUCCAUUGCUGCCAUCAAUGGAUUCAAAGAUAUGGUAGAGAUUAUGCUAGAAAAGGAUAGUAAUUUGGUUAACCUUAAGGAUGGUCAUCACCUAAUUCCAAUUGUUGCGGCGUCGUUUUAUAGCUCCAAAGAGAUGGUACGUUAUCUUUACACGAGGACUCCACAUAUAACGCUGAGUCCAGAACAUCCCGAUAGGAGUGGCGCCACUCUUCUCAAUUGUCUCAUCACUGAUGAGCUUUAUGAUGUGGCUUUACAUCUAUUGGAAAAAUACCCACUACUGGCUUUUGUGGAAGAUCUUCAUAGAAACUAUGCGAUUAGAUUAUUGACUCAUAAACGUUCUGCUUUUCCGAGUGGAAACAGAUAUGUUUUUUGGAAACAAUGGAUUUACUCAUGUAUAAGGGUAACUGUCCCUCAGUAUGACGAUGGAUAUUCACAAUCAAGCGAUGAGGAAAGCAAUGUAAGGAUUCAAUUGGAAUUGAAUAUUCAACAAGGUAAAAUCCAUUCAAUCAUUAUAAACUUUCAUAUAUAGUUACACAUUUAUUUC
Molecule: messenger RNA, 1152 nt
Organism: Pistacia vera
Lineage: Eukaryota; Viridiplantae; Streptophyta; Magnoliopsida; Sapindales; Anacardiaceae
Exons: 5
Coding region: 43-1137 (364 amino acids)
Molecular function (GO): protein binding
Source: RefSeq, a predicted model, not a curated record